AUGUCUGCUGCUUCUUUCAUCCAAUCUAUUGCUUCUAGAAGAACUAUCUACAAAUUAUCACCUGAAUUACCAAAUGGUGUUACCAUUGAUAAAGUUCAGAACUUUGUAGAAACUUUGGUUAGAGAAAUUCCAACUGCUUUGAAUAGCCAAUCCACUCGUGCUGUUAUUCUAACUGGUAACUCGCACAAAUUAGCCUGGGAUAAUGUCGUCAAGGCCAUGCCAAGUGCUUCUGCUAAAAUGAGACCUGAAUCUGCCAGGGAUGAAGCCUUUGGUACCAUUGUAUUCAUGACAGAUGUUAAAACCAUAGAAAAGCUACAGGAGGAGUACUCUGCUAUUGCACACGUAUUCCCUACCCACUCAGAUACAUCUAAUGGUGCUGCUCAAAUUACUGCGUGGGCUGCUUUAGAACAAUUAGGAUUAGGUUGUCAUUUACAACAUUAUAAUCCUAUGAUUAAGGAAGCUUUACAAUUUGAUAUUCCACAAGAGUGGAAUGUGGUAGCCCAAUUAGUUUUUGGAUCCGUAAGAGAAGCUCCAACUGAAAAGACAUACAUUAAUAAUCCAGUGAAGAUAUACGCUUAA
Molecule: messenger RNA, 579 nt
Organism: Tetrapisispora phaffii CBS 4417
Lineage: Eukaryota; Fungi; Ascomycota; Saccharomycetes; Saccharomycetales; Saccharomycetaceae
Exons: 1
Coding region: 1-579 (192 amino acids)
Biological process (GO): cellular response to oxidative stress
Source: RefSeq, a predicted model, not a curated record